AAAUACAAACUAACUAAAAUGAAAAAUAUAUUCAAACAUAUAUCUACCUCAAAAUCACAUUCGGGCCAGAUAACAAGAAGCCCAGGCCCAACACCCUUCAUUAAACGGCAUCGUUUGAAGCACGAAAAACAGAGACGACGAGGGAAGAAGAAACUGGAAAGAGCGAGACGCAGAGAGCUGCAGGUAUUUCCCGAAAAGUCAGAGAGCAGCUCAAAGAAAAUGGAGAUCACGAUCCGUCCAUUUAAAAUCUCAGACAUCGACGACUUCAUGGUCUACGGCUGUGAUGAAAGGGUGGCGCGGUUGACCCGCUGGAAUGCUUUCAACUCAAAGGAAGAAGCGUUGACUUUCCUCAAAGACUUUUGCAUCCCACAACCAUUUUUCAGAUCAAUAUGCAUAGACGACCAUUCGAUCGGAUACGUCUUCGUCAUGCGGGGUUCAACCGAGUACGAAAAGUAUAAGGCUGUGUUGGGGUAUGCGGUGGCUGCAGAGUAUUGGGGUAAAGGUAUAGCAACCACGGCGGCGAAGAUGACUGUUCGUCAAGCUUUUAAGGAAUUUCCAGAUUUGGUGAGGCUUGAAGCUUUUACUGCAGUGGAAAAUGAAGCAUCACAGAAGGUGUUAGAGAAACUAGGGUUCACUAAAGAGGGUGUUCUGAGAAAAUAUGUGUACAUCAAAGGUGCGAAUGUAGAUUCAACCAUAUUUAGUCUUCUAUCUACUGAUCCUAUGCCUUAGAUCCUUCAUCCUUCAAUUCUUCUUUUCGGUAUAAUGUUUGAAAAAUCUUAGUGACGUUUUCAUAAACUGAUAAUGAAUGUUGAAUCUUCAAUUCUUCAAGCUAAA
Carica papaya (papaya) is the source of this 834-nucleotide messenger RNA. RefSeq lists its product as uncharacterized. Gene Ontology annotation, molecular function: acyltransferase activity, transferring groups other than amino-acyl groups. The record is from RefSeq and is a predicted model, not a curated record. Lineage: Eukaryota; Viridiplantae; Streptophyta; Magnoliopsida; Brassicales; Caricaceae.